This is a messenger RNA of Cyclocybe aegerita, 780 nucleotides long. The record is from the annotation of a GenBank genome assembly. NCBI's taxonomy places the organism in Eukaryota, Fungi, Basidiomycota, Agaricomycetes, Agaricales, Hemipholiotaceae.
AUGAAGCCAUUGCUGUUCUUCGUCGCUCUCAGCACUAGCCUAGCACUGGCCAACCCGAUCCCUCAAUUUUGGACGACUCACUUUCCUGCCCCUGGCGGCACCGACGUUGAUGCCGGGACUACCACCUGUAUAGCUACCGAUUGGGGAGUGCCCACUGAAUCUCCUUCGGAAAGUCGUUCGACUACUGUAGAGCAGGCGACUUCCCGUCCCACCCUUUCUACCACGUACCACGAGUAUACUUGCACCCCGUUCACCAAAUCGGACACAAGCCGCGAGGUCACAUCCACUUACCAAACCACGACUACGGAGUCUGCAACUACGCGAGACCCAGAGUCGUCUUCAACCAUAGCUCCAGAUCCUUCUAGCACCGAAGUCGACCCAGGCACGACGACAUGCAUCACCUUCACUUGGCCUGGCGAUCCUUCGUCGACCACGGAGACCACGGCUGUUCCUCCUACUUUUCCCACCGUUACCGAGCCGACCAACACGGCGACAAGGACCACAUACACUGAGUCGGGAGCGUCUAGAGACGUCACUUCUGAGAACCCAACUAUCACCGCCCCGACGAUCGCCCCCACCCUUCCACCUUCCCACUCUGAGUCGCAAACCUCCGAGUCGAGGUAUUCAACACGCAACGUUUCUUACACUACGGGAUACACGCGCACCUUCAGCGAUAACGACCCAAGCUACACACGAUCCAUUUCGUUCACCGCUGCCACCGAUGCCAGACCUAUGUCGCACGAGACCGGCACUGUCCGCACUCUCACCCUCAGCGGCUGA